Molecule: messenger RNA, 1654 nt
Organism: Pseudovirgaria hyperparasitica
Lineage: Eukaryota; Fungi; Ascomycota; Dothideomycetes; Acrospermales; Acrospermaceae
Exons: 3
Coding region: 103-1506 (467 amino acids)
Biological process (GO): retrograde protein transport, ER to cytosol; endoplasmic reticulum unfolded protein response
Cellular component (GO): endoplasmic reticulum lumen
Source: RefSeq, a predicted model, not a curated record
UGCAACUGCCAUCUGGCUUCAAGCUCUGACAUUUAUGCGCGUCUUUGACUACAACUUCACAUCCUAUAUAUCUUGUUCCACAGCCGUCUCGCUCAUGGCAUAAUGAAGACGGGUCUCUGGGCGCUACCCGCUGUUCUCAAGCUGGUUCUCGCCGGCCAACACGCCUUCAGUGUGCAGGAUGAUCUAUUAGCAUUCCCACAGUACCGAAUCAAGUUUCCCGAUCGCUACGUUGCAGAAAGUCAGGCGGCAUUGCAUCUCUCAUCCGCCGCAGACACUACGGAUACUUCUGCCGACUCGCGAGACACGCAAAUACUAUCGCGUGACAAACAAGCGGAUGAUGGAGACUUCACAUACAAUGACGAGUCCUCUGACAGCCCAGCGACGCAUGAGCUUCUGAAGCUUGAAGGCCAGGACUUCUUAUGUCGAAUCCCUACCGUAGCUCCACCGGCUCAAUUGAACGAGACUGAGUCGCGAGCAUCGGCAGAGGAGGAAGCGAACGAGCUGGCACGCGCGAACGAUCGUGGCUGGGAGUUACUACAAGGGAUGCAAGGUGACUGCAUAUACCACAUGAGUGGGUGGUGGAGCUACAGUUUCUGCUACAAUAAAGAGAUAAAGCAGUUCCACCAUCUACCUCCAAGCAAGGGAAUACCUUUAUAUCCACCGACAGAGGACCCAAGUGUACACAGCUAUGUGCUAGGAAGAUUUCCCCAAAAAGGAGGCACGGAGAAGCGAGCACAGGUGGACGACAUUAAGGAUGAGCCAAGCGAAGAGAAAAGCCUUACGCGGCUAGAGACGAAAGGGGAGAGCAGGUAUAUGGUUCAAAGGUUAGGAGACGGGACAGAAUGUGAUCUCACGGGUAAAGAGAGAAGAAUCGAAGUGCAGUUCCAUUGUCAUCCAAGCGCAUCCGACCGCAUUGGCAUGAUCAAGGAAGUUAGCACCUGUUCAUACCUGAUGGUCAUCCAAACGCCACGUCUGUGUAAUGAUGUCGCAUUUCUUCCCCCUCAAAAAGACAAGCCCAAUACUAUCUCGUGCGAAAUCAUUGUUCCAGAUGAUGGCCUUAGCGAACUCACCUCUAGACUCGAGCAAGUCAAUGAGGUCUCCAAGGAGAUGACUGCUGCUGCAUCUAAGCCUACAGUGCCUCUCCGCCCGGUCAUCGGCGGUAUCCCUGUUGGCGCGCAACAUCUUGUGGGCAAGUCCGGCCGAGAAAUCGAGAAAGGUGUUGUUGUAGGCGGUGGGAAGGAGUUUCUGCUUGGAACCCUCGCUGCAAGUGAUGGAUUCAUGAUGAGUGAACGCGAGAUGCGGCAGUAUGAGAUUCGUGUCAAAGAGAUUGAGAAGGCGAAGCGCGACCUAAGUAGGCUAGCAAAGGGACAGGUCUGGAGGCUAGACCUUGUCGAUACUCCUCGAGGAAGAGAGUUCAGGGGAAUCAUUGAAACCGCAGAUGUCAAGGAAGAUGAAGAUGCAGAUGGGCAGGAAGGUAGUGAGGAAGUGUAUAAGGAGGACUUAUAGGCAUGUGCAUAUACAUCCUUACGACCUUUAUUCGCGAGAUGUGAAUGUAGAAAUGCUCACGAUAGCAUCGCUCAUCGUCCUCUGCUCGAUGCGUACGCUGCUCGCUGCUUGAUUACUAGCAGCUCAGACACCAAUCCAUCCAAUGCCC